AUGCCCAGUUCUGAAGAAGAAAAAUGGCUACUGAGGUCCUCCGACAAAGACCCUAACAACAUUCCAAAUGAGUAUGAGAUUACUGAGCCAAAGCACAUUUCAGGGCCUUAUUCAGUUGUUUUCAAGGAUGUAGCAAGAAGUAGUGAGGCUGAACCUUACCAGGCAGUAGUUCCAACAAAGACGAGCUCCCAAGAAAUUCUCAACGACAACGUACCGGUUUCUGUUUUAACCAGUCAACACGAAGAGGAAGUCUUUAACCUGGUACCAUCAGUCCUACCCACUGAUAUCGCGUCUCCGCAUCUUGAAGAAGACAAUUGCCAGGUACCCACAGAUGAUUCGGAUGAGCUGCAUCAAAAAGAGGCGACCGAUACAACUCAAGUAAUGAAAGAAAGACUGCCACCAGGACAAAUAAGCCUGGUUGAAUCUUCUUCAGACAGAUCCUCAAAACAUGUUAAAGAAGUACAUGCAGACGCACAGCAAACGCAACGAUCAGGUGGGGAAAUCAUUUCGAUUAGUUGGUUCCCUGUGGACGGCAGUGACAAGCAUACGCCAAAGGGUUUGGAUAGUGCCAAACAAACUGAGUGUAGCGAUAAGAAAUAUGAACCAAUGCACUUAAGCGACACAAAGCUAAGCCAGAGCUCGGAACUGCUGGGGGAACUCGAGAAUCACCUACUCAUACGUCAACCCAGACUUGACAAGUCUGAUUUCUUUAAUUCCUUUGAUAAACCGAUUGAUCUUGAGGCACUGAAUCAAACCGACUUCUCGCCCCAACCAACACAACUGCCAGAACAACUGCUGCUAACUUCAAAAGAGCUCGCAACAACUUCUUUAGCCAUGGGCCUGGACAAACUAUAUACUGAGCGAAAGCUAUCGCGGAUAUCUUCAAGUUCCUUGAAGUCUAUUUCUCAAAGAAAUACUGGUCGACAAAUCUCAGAUGGCAAAUAUUUAAUAGAAGUCAGCACGGAAAUUAGGCCCCAGCCUAGAUUCAGCGACAAUAAUACCAAUCAACAAAGCCACACGACAGAAAAGCGCAAAUAUUCGAAGUCUAGUUCGGCAAAAGUUAGUAAUCACAGUGCAAGAAUAAAUGGUGAUGAAUAUUUAGACAACGGAGCUACUUCCGCUGAGCUCAUAGGUGACAGCCAGGUGCCAAAAGCUUUAUUCAUGCCACAGGCGAAUGAAUGUGAUCAAUCGUUUUCCCCCGCUAGAAAUGAAAACGGAAAACAAGUUACAGCACAAGAAGUUGCCGACCAUAUUAAGGUACCGUUUGCAGCGAUGUUUCAGUUCACAGGACAGCAGAGUCAUCCCUUCCCAUUGAAUCCACAGACUUCGGGCACCGGUCACGCUUCGGACGUUAACGUGUGGAUCACGCAACAUUGGCCACACCUUCUCGUACCAGCCCCCGUAGCACCUGUACUUGAAACUCCCCUAUCGAGCGUCACUGCUGGAAAUCCACUGAUGGCGUCAGAUGCCCAUAAACGGCAGGAUAGCAUGAGCCCAUACGUCUAUCCAGACAUUGGAUGUAUGGUCAACUUUACGCAAGAUCCAACGAGCGGGCUUGGCUGUCCGGUAAGAUCGGACAUCUGUGUGUAUCACACCCCUCUUAUUGGGCACUACCUAAUAGGAACCGCAAAUGGCGUCCAAGCCCAACAAAUUUCUGGUGGUCCGCCACUCACAAGCUCGGAGCCCCAACAGCCAAAUAUCCACUUAGCUCAGCGUGUAGCUGGUGACCUCUAUGCAUGCCCUUUCGGACCGUUCUACUCAUGGAUACAAAUUGGACCACAAGGUGUGUCAGUGAUGAGUAGUGUGGGGCAACAAGGUGGCCUGAUACCAAGCGAACUUCCAUCAACUUGGGGUCAGAUUGUGUCGAAACCAGAAGAGCUAACAAAUCCAAGCGAGCGGCAACUGCCGAGCAAGCUACCAAACCAUGAGGCGACAGCAGCGAAUGAUCAGAGUCAACACCUGCAAGAACAGACACCACUUGAUAUUGAUAAAAGUAUUUUGACAGCUUGUCCUCAACCCGUUCACAACUAUAUCGAACCCAAAUUCACCCCCAAACAAAAUGAAGCUGAUUUGUAUCUAAUGCCCGAAAAACCCAUACAUUCAGCUGAUGAUUACACCAAGCAGCCAGAGCCGUUCAAGUCCGAACCCACUAGGAACCAAUCACGACCGGCUGAGGGGAAGUUGGAUAAGGCAUCAAAGUCAAGUAGGUCUCCAAAAGAUUCGGGAGGAGGAAAACUUUUAACUAAGCCUUUAGAAGACAUCGCCACCGAGCAACUGGAGGUACUGAAUUUGAAGUUGAAUAAGAGAUCUCCAGAAGCCCGUGAGAUAAGAACGUCUGAUAGCCCACGAUUACUAGCAAAAGCUCCGGAAGAUCUGACUAUAACCAAUGCAGCAGAGAGAAAACUAUUGCAAGAAAAAGAUAGUUUGGAUGUAGAAAAACCAUCUGGUUCACUUAUAGACAUAAUGAGAGAAAUGCCCACUACCAGAAUAGAUAGCAUUCGGUUGCGUGCAGCAGUCUUGUCAGAUUUAGCCAUAACCAAAGCAAUGCAAGAGAAACUCUUGCAUGACAGGAGCAGAUUGGACGUCAAGAAACCAGAUGGCUCACUUAUUGAUGCAACCAAUGAUAUUCACAACGUUAAAAUCCAUAAACAACUAACUUUAGAUGCGCUACGGAAAAUGCGGGACGUAAAACCUGAACCUCAGACAAACGAAAUUCAUAAAAAACCUGUUCUUCGUAUUCAAAGUUCUGAUGCGGGUGAAACGACUCAUACUAGCCUAAGUUCUCCCUCCAUAGAAGCCGUAAAUGAUUUGAUGGAACAGAUAACUUCACAAAAAUUACCUUCAACAGAGCAUCACGAACGCAAGGCAAGCACGUCUUCAGUGAAAACCGAGUAUAACAUGUCCAAACCAAAACCAACAGGUGCACUAACUACAGAAGAACGUGAUCUUUCGGAGCAUUAUAGGCAAGUGACGCAGUUGCGACCAACAGGAAGCGUUGUGUCAAUCAAAUCCAGGUAUGAAUCAUUGAAUCGAAAGCCUUUCGACACACUAACACCAGAUGAAUGUGAGUUUCUGAAGCAGUACAGAAAAAUAAUGCGGUCACAUCCCAUAGCAAGCACUUCGUUUAUGAAAGCAAGAUAUAAAUUAUUAAAACAAAAGGCCCCGGACUCAUUAACUUCAGACGAAAAAGAGUUUUUGAGGCAGUUCAAGAGAUUGAUGAAGUUAGCCUUAGCAGGAAGUGUUUCUUCAAUGGAGACCGCAAACAAGUUGCUUCAACAAAAUCCGACGCACGCAUUAAGCUCUAAUGAGGUUCACUUUCUGGAAGACUUCGAACAAAUGGCCCAGUUUGACCAGGCAUCUUUUGAAGCUAAGCCUCUUGUGCUAAAGUCCUCUUUGCCUGAAGCCCCCUCCAAAGAACAGAUUCACGAACUCGAUCGCCUGUCGUCAUUUUCGGUCUCCGAGGCUCGCACAUCUACUUCUAGGAAACCCGAUUCUCCAGAGUUACUUACAAGCGAAAGUCUACCUACUACGUCGACCUCUGGUGCAAACCAGGCUCAAACAAUAAAUACCCUUGGCAACCAAGACGAAGUCACCCAUGGUAUGGCAAAGUCUGGUCUUUCAGAAUGUCAGAUUGGGCCUUGGUCAUUAAAUUUAACUCCUACAACAAAAAUGCUUAUGUCUGAAGAUCUGAUGAACACAACUUUGACACUCUACAAACACAAUGAUUACAUUGGUCCACCAACUAGUGACCGAUACCCAACGUUCAUUCCCUGCCCCUGUGAAUCACAGUAUCUGGAAAAUCUCAUUGCGUUAAACCCCCCGACCAUACAGUUUUGGCCAUGGCCUAUGAAUUCAACAGACGCGUUUUCCGAAGAUUGUGAAGAAAAUGCCGGUUCAAAACAAGUAGAUCUACAGUCACGUGAAAAAGACGCACCCGCAUCUUCGUACCCUGAUGCUUCAAAUAAUCACGGAGCAUUCAGUACUUCGGAGGAUGUACCAUCCAUCCUAACCUCCACAGGUAAAAUGAACUUCAGUAAUGCCCAGUCUACUGCCACCAAUAAACAUACUCAACGUGAAUAUGAAAAGCUCAGUUGUGCAGUCCUGUGUCCAAAUUUACUUGAUCGGAUUUGGUCACCUUCCAGCUACAUACGUCAACGGACAUGCAAAAAUCGAAUUGGACAAGAGGGACGAAGAAUGCAAGCUGCUUCGGGUACCUACAAUCACUGCUUUGGGACACCGUCAGCGGAGGUUCAACCGGGGUUUAGAGUGAAACCAAGCGUUACUGGAAACCACGUACCACCACCGUCAAGCCUCGUAACUUCUGCAAGCAAACAACGUCUAAAUUUCAAAGCCAACCAGAGGACAUUCCUUGCAUCAUGUUCAUUGUCUUCAGUUGACACAGAUCCUAAUUUUGACGAUGACGUUGAUUGUUUGGUGAAUCUUACUCUGCCUCCGUAUUAG
Messenger RNA from Opisthorchis viverrini, 4461 nucleotides. RefSeq lists its product as hypothetical. NCBI's taxonomy places the organism in Eukaryota, Metazoa, Platyhelminthes, Trematoda, Opisthorchiida, Opisthorchiidae. The record is from RefSeq and is a predicted model, not a curated record. Bases 1 to 4461 code for a protein of 1486 amino acids. The transcript is spliced from 2 exons.